GCUUAAGCAGAGUGAUGACAUAAACUAUACUCUGUAUGCAUACGCACAUACACAAAUGCUACGGGUAUUAUACGGUUAAACUGCGUAAAUACUACGCGCUAUCGGCGCUUUGAUAAAAUAACUUUUGUUUUUAUUAUUUCGCGACUGAUCAGGUGCAUUUCCAUCAAAUUAACACCUUAGCAUGUGCCAAACGGUCAUAAGUGAAUGAUUUCACAGAGUGCAAAGACUUGUGCGAUUGAGUGUAUGAGAAGAAAUUAAUUUUGCUUGAUAUCAUUUUCGCUUAUCGAAAAUUUAUUAAAUUCUGUACGAAUGCUGAACUUGGUGCUGUAGAGAGACAAUAAUAAUACGAGUAAUAAUAAACAAAAGUAAAAUUUCGAUGACUGUUUUGCGCUGUGGAAUCUAACUGCCGCUUGCCAUUUUAAUCUAAGCAAACGUGUUAAAGCAUCAACACGAAAUUCAAUCAACGACUACGUUAAAUAUCUGAAUAUCUAAAUAUAAAUACACACCUACAUAAAUUGCUUGUUAAUUGCAGUAACUGCUAAAAAGGCAAAACGUGUAGUGCACUGCAUAUUUGAUAUAGCAAAUCAGUGAGACAAAACUUAGCAGCGAUUACACCAAGGAAAAAAAGCACUGGUGUCUCUUGUGGAGUGAUUGCAUAAGCGAAAGUGCAACGAAAGCGGCAUGCGAUUGUUGCAGCUGACGUCAAUAACGGAAAAGGAACACCAAAUUUUGGGCUGCGCCAAAAGAGAAAGGCAUUUAUUUUAAGAAAGGAAUAAUUGAAGAAAAGCCAAAACCAAAAAAACAAAAGCAGAAAUUGCAAUUCGUGAUAGGAGAAAAUUAAAAAUUAAGCUAACAAAAUGGAGCAUUUGGAUUUGGCAGGUGUGAUCAAUACACCAGUAAUGUGGAAUAUGUCGGCAUUCGAUCAACAAGAUGCCAUUUACUUGUCCAAUUCGCGGCAAAUGCUCGAGCCAAUACUCGAAGAGACGUCGGAGGAUGAGGAACACGCGCAAAACAGUUGGAAUCAGUACGAGCAGAGCAGAGAACACUUCUGGAGUUCCGCGGAAUCGGAAACCGGUUCUGUCAUAAGAGUCGAAAUUAGCAAAGAUCCCGAUUCGAUUUCAGAGCGCGAUUUCGUCUGCCCUGCCAAACGUGCGCGCCGCUGCGACGAUUUCAUUAUCGGCGGUCAACUAUCCUCAGCCGCACAAUCGACUGCUCAACAGCCUUCGCAAGUGCAAGCCGCGUCGGGCACCAAUGAUGAUACUGUUCUGCUGCGGCGAACCCAACGCCCAAUCGAUACCAAUGAGGCAAACAGCAAUAGCUUAGAACGCUUUCUUGCCUAUGAGGCAUGCACGCGCGACAGUUGGGGCCAGCAAUCGCUGCAGGUACUGCCACAACGCAAUAGUACUGGCAGUCGACGCUUCGAUGAAUACUCCGACUCGGAUAGCAUUUCUUACCAUUCGCUUAGCCGCUCAUCCUCACUAAUACAGUUCGAGUCUUUGGAGCGACAGCUACAGCUGCAGGAGCAACACGCGAGCAUGUCCAGUUUAGGUAACUCAUCGCCCUCGUUGCUUAGUUUCGAUGACGCACGCAGCACUGGCGCCUUAAAUGGUGAGGACGGUGUGCGUAGUGGUGCUAAUAGCGGCAGCAAUUCGGGUAGUAAUAGUCGGCGCGGCUCACAAAGCUCACUGCUAAAGCGCUUUGAGUCGUCGGAUGGGCGGCUGCAUCAGACAUAUUUCGAUCUGGACAAAUUGAGUUUUGAUGAUGACCAGCGUGUGAUUUUUGGUGCUAAUAAAGCAAAUUUGAUGGAAGCGACUGUGGGCGAGGUAAAAUCUGAUUCGGAGUCAUCUACUAGCUCGGAUAGUUCUUCAGGCAACAGCAUUUUGACCGCAUCCAAACCAUCGGCCGAAGAUUUGACUGACUCGAGUAGCACGGCGUUCACGCGUGCCGGACGCAUCAUCGCCUUCCAACGUGCAGGCAAGAGUUCGGCGGAAAACCUCUCCGAAGACUCGGGCUACUGUGAGCCGUCGACGUUGCGGCGCACCAAAUCGAAAAGCAUACCAAACAAUUUCGAGAAAUUCUGCGAAGAGGAGGAGGAAUUCCAGCAGUACGACUACGCGUCGGAAAGGCAUGCGGUUGAGGACGUUGACAGUGUGACAAAAACAACACACCAACAGCAACAACAUUCCAAAAACAUCAUCAACAACCAUAACCACAUUAACAGCAAUAACAACAACAUACACGGUGAUGCCGCGUCCACAAAACAUUACGUCGUAGAGCAUGAUAUAUGUCAGCCAAAAAUAAAUGACGCCACAUUCGUCGUAGCCACGGACGACGAAACAGCAUUGAAUGCGCCAACCACGCCGCCGCCACUGCCAACAUCUUCACUGCCACCAGCGAUCAACCGAGAAGGAGGGGAGCAUGCAGAAAUGGACGACAGCGAAGGCGAUGUCGGCCAUGUAGAGGAAUGCGACGAGGAGCAUGAUGUAGAUACAGAAGCUUUUGGUUCGCGCCAUGUAUCGGCGUGUCCACGCUACGAACGCGUUAAAAAUAGCCCAACGCGAGAGGCGGCCACUGCCUGUUUGCUGCUCGAACAGCGGCGCUCGUUAGCCCACUCGCCUUCGCCUGUGGCGUCCGAUGUCUCUUCAUCGUCAGCGUCAUCGGCGUCGUCGGGCAGCAGUUGCGGCACAACGCGAUCCUCCACCUCGGCAUCAACAUGCGCCUCUGCCGCCUCAUUCACAUGGCUACCAACACCGAAACAGUUGCAACUGCAACAACACCAACUACAAUUACAAUUAGAACGAACGCAACGGCAAACGUCAGCAUCCGCCAAGUUAGAGCUAUUAGCAGCGCAACAGCGUUCGACUCUCGAGAAUUUUUGUGCGAGUCUACGAAACAGUUUGCCAGACAUACGCGACGCGUUAGGUACUAUAACCUGCAAUACUGUUAUCGAAACAAAUUUUCCCAUAUUGUCUGAGAAACACAACGGCAGCGACGUGAGCGACGCAAACGGCCACGGACUGGAGCAUUUACGGAGUGAAACGAAAACACCAGAACGUGAACGCAUAGAUACCGAACGGUCAGACGGCAGCACAAGGAGGCCAACGCACAAUUUAGACGAUUCAGACUUUAGUACAACAUCGCCAUCGGCCUCAGCAUCGGCGCGCGAAAGCCACAGUGACGAAACGGACAACGAGUCUACACCUGAGGCUAGGAAAAGACAGCGCGUCUACAACAACGGUAGUGGUGGUGGUAGUGGUGUGCCUGAAAGUAGCAGUGUUGGUGGCUUUAGUGGUUACGUCAGUAGCGGACGGCGCAUUUCGAGUGUGCCAAGUGAACUGAAUAAAUUAGGACGCAAAAAGCGUGUGAGUACGCGUUAUAGACACAGCAAAUCGUCACCUGAAGAGGACGCUGCGACCGAGACUAGUCCCAGCAAUUCCAGUGCAGACGAAGCAGAGGACGAGGACUUCUUCGACCCCGCAGCAUCAUUCAAAAUACGACGUAGCUGUAGUUGGUCAGAACGACGCGAACGUAAUUUGCAGCGCUUCGAGGCGGCGUUUGGCAGUAGAGCGCAACGGGAAGGUAGCAGGUCUUGGGUCACACAGUCGCUGGGCUAUAUGAAUGCCAGCUAUCAGGACUUAACACAGUUGGAUUAUUCGGGCAAACAGCUGGAAGGAGGAAUACAGCAACAGUCCAAUUUGAAGCGUUGUAGCGAUUACGUAGCAAGCGACUGCGACCGCGACACCGGCAGCGACGACAUGGACACGCCCAAGAGCACGGCCACCGCUGACUAUGAGAAUAUAAUUUGCAAGGGUAAUUUCUUGCUCGAUGAACUGUCACAAAUAUACGAUCGCAAUGCUUCGAUUUUGAACGAUAAGCCGAUCGGCGCCGAAGAGCAAUUGCUUUUACCUAAAACAGACGAUAUCGUGGAUCGUCCAAGCUGCAGUCCGCGCGCACCUCCUCGUCAGCGCAAGCACUCCAACUCGAGUUAUUCAGAUUUGGACAGUGUUGGUGGUAGUGUCGGUUGCGCCGACGAGCAGGUAGUUGGACCGACAGCACAGCAUGUGCAAUUGACGAUACGCAAACCGCCCGCGCGUCAAAAGCACGCUCGCAAAUCGGAGGCAACACACAGUUUAAUUAGUGACGCGCAACUAUUCGCAAGUGAGACGACCACCACAAAUACGUCAACUAUGGCCCACAGCAAAACUUUCGACCAGGAUCCAACCAAUUUGCACACCAGUUACACACAAAGUCUAGAGAAGUGCAAUUUCGAUCCGAAGGAGCUGAGCAACACAGAACUAAACAAGUCGAAUUCAAUACCAAAGCGACGUUUCCACUCCCAAACGAAUACAACGAAGCAGCGCAAUAUGGUAUCCAGCACGCCCAACUUAAAUGCCUACGAUCCACAUGCGGAUGAAGUAGAGGACGACAUGUACGUGUCCAGCGCGCACACUUCAAUGCAUCAACUGCCGCAGGCCACAGCACAAAAGCCUCUUGGCAUACUGCUGCCCGCAGGAUCGCGUACUUCAUUCAGCAAAGAGGUCAGUUUCUGUCCGGUCGUAUCGCAAUACUCUUGGCAGGAGCAAUCCUCUGAGGAAUACGCUGAGCAACAUCAACAUCAGCAGCAGCAAAGUGCGAAUGCGCCGACAGACGAGCAACAGGAAGAUACGGACGAUGAGUUGCUGGACAAUGCGGACGCCACAGUCAUACAGAAUACGCGCGUGAACGAAAUGAUUGCGGCGCGCUAUGCAGUUGAACUUAAGAAUGCGCUCACAGUGGGCAACGCUAGCAAGAGUGUGGCACAAAUAAGAGCGGUGCCUAUUGAAAAAGUAAGAGCGUUGAUUAUCGUCAAAGAGCGCCAAGCCGCCGAAGAGCGCGCGCGAGAACGCGCACGUUUGCAAGAGCGCGAGCAGCUAGAAGAGAGUGCACAACACACAGAGAGUGCGGAAAAAACAAUGCACAAAGUCAUUGACUACAGCGCUGAAACAAAGGGAGAAGCAUUAAAACUCGACUCAAACGCUCCAGCCGACGUUGCUGCUACUGCUACUGCUGUUGGCUACAACGAAACAGUGGACGCUGAAACAGUGAAUGUUAGUCACAAAUCGACGAUUAUUGAUGCAACAACUAAUUUUAUAAAAGCGGAGCAAACGACGGUCGUGGAAGAAGAAGCAAACAACGAAAUCAACAACGACGCGCAAACCAAUCGGAAUAGUAGUUUUAGCGGUGCGAGCUGGAGUGGUGCUAGUUUUAAUGAUAACGCCAGCAAUAGUAAUAGCGCCGCCAGUGGUAAAGAACAAACGCGUCCGCUCAGCAUACACCUGCCGAUACUGAGUGAGCCGCCCACAAAUCGCGCGCAUCAUAUUUUAUACGCGUCUCAGCAACUGCUCGACAAUUUCGAGCGCCGUGAAAGUGAGCAAUAUUACAAUCAAAAUAACGUUAAUAAGUGUGAAAGUGCUUUAGGGGGUAGUGAGGGCGUGGCCGAUAGGCGUACCAAAAGUGUUGGCAAUUUGAGUGUUGCACAAACAACGCGUUACAGAAUGUCUAACGCAACAGUGGGUAUGGGUGGCCAAAGCGGCAGCGGCAGCGGCACUGCGGCGGCAAACAAUAACAAUGAUUUACUAAAUAAGAAGUUCAAGGACGAAAAACAUCCCAGCUCGAAGGGCUUUCUGUCGCGUUUCGCGCAUGGCUUACGCUUCUCAUUGAGGCGUAAAAACAAAAAGCAAUUGCAACAGCAGCAGCAGCAACAACAACAACAGCAUGAACAGCAGGUCAGUGAUCAGAAUGGCAUGACGGCAGCAGCGGAUAAAUCUACAAUGCGUAAAAGUUUCGGUAAGUCAGCAACAUUGCCUCAACUAAAACAACAACAACAACAACGGCAAGCAUCUGUACAACAGUUGUCCACUACGCCAAAUAAAGCUAAACGUACUUCCGCUCAGAGCGGAGCAGAUUAUAUUUACAUACCGUUAAAAGGUCCUAUACCACCAGCAGGUACACAACCACCACCACCAUCAGCAACGGUUUCCGCGAAUGGCGGUAAUUCCGCUACACUACCAGCCAACUUCAGUCCAGCUGAUGCACAAAUUGGCGCCAAAGGCCAACAAACGGCGACUCCAAAUAAUAACAACAGCGCCACCAACACCAACACCAACAGCUCCGCUAUCAACUCGAACAGAAGCGGCAGCGACAAAAGUGAUAUGCGUGCCAUCACAGACAAAAACGGUGAACCGCUCGUUACCGGCAAACCGCCGAAGCCCUAUCGCUACGGCACAAUACCGUCCACCACCUCCAGCACAACGAUUAUUACUAAAUAUUUUGGUAGUGGCCGGCGACAGGGCGGUGGCGGUGUACCGGCACAUGCGCACAAGGACGGUAAUGGCAAGGCAAAUGCAACCAACUUCAAGUCGCGUAGUCAAUUCUACACUGAUUUCCUCGAUGCCGAACGGUCGUACUACGAUGACGAAGAAAUCGAAAAACAGUUAGAUGCGGGCUUGCAAGCGAACGAUAACGCCGUCACAACAACGCCCAACGACGCGCCCGCUAACGCGAAUGACUCGAACGUAUCGGAAAUAGCGCUACAACAACAGCAAACGCUAAAUCAAGAAAACUUACGCGAAACAGAUAAUUCGAGUGAAUCAGCGAGCGUCAUAGUGGAAUACGAAACUCCUUCACGGGCACAACAAUCGGCUCAAGUCGCUUAUUCCUUGCCGGGUGUUACACGCGAAACAGUUAUGUUGUUAACCACCGGCACAACCGGUUCCGGUGUGACGGUCGGCGCUAAUGGCAGCGAUAGUAACGCGCGCGUUGUCGCCCCCACCUACACAACCAUGUCGAAUGCGUAUUUGCAACAUACCAAUAAUAACAACAAAAUCGGCUUAAUCGAAACAAAUUUGGAUACGCAUGAAACGGUUAUAUCGGGCAAAACGCGUUCGCUGGUGGACAUCGUCGGUCCACAGCAGCAUCAACAACAAUACGGUGUUGUUGGUGGCGGCGGUAUCGGUGCGGGUGGCGUUGCAAAGCGGUUGAAUAUGAGCGCGGCUUGUGGUGGCAAUGUAGAUUUGGACGACGAUUUGGAUGAGGAUGAUGUGCGUGUUUAUGGUCACGAUGUUGGUGGUAGGGGUGGUGCUGUUGUCAUCAAAUCAACAACCGCGAAUGGCAGUCAAAUUGCAUCGGUGCGACGUCCGCACAAAAGCAUGGAAUUCCUGUUGGACAAGGAGAAUCAGAAGAAUGUUUUGCUCAAUAACAACUCCAUACCGUUAAAAAAUGCGCAAACACCACAAAGCAAUAACAAUAAAAAACUGACGUGCACAUUUGUUUAUAAACAAAGUGCGUCGAUGGGGAAAAUGGACAAGUGUAAAAACCACAAACAACGAAACACAAAAACCAGCUGUAAAACACCCGCAACAAAUGCUGCAACAGCAGCAAUAACAGCAGCAAAAGCAAAAUCUGAUAAUGAAAAUUAA
Anastrepha obliqua is the source of this 7457-nucleotide messenger RNA. RefSeq names its product serine-rich adhesin for platelets-like. Gene Ontology annotation, cellular component: apical junction complex; plasma membrane. NCBI's taxonomy places the organism in Eukaryota, Metazoa, Arthropoda, Insecta, Diptera, Tephritidae. The record is from RefSeq and is a predicted model, not a curated record. Gene Ontology annotation, biological process: cell-cell junction organization. Bases 858 to 7457 code for a protein of 2199 amino acids. The transcript has 5 exons.